GUGCCGGUCAAGGCGUCGUCGUCAAGCGCUCGUUCCUUGUUGAUAUCCUCGGAGAAAAAGAGGUGAAAUAAUAAUAGAAGAAGAAAGGCAGCUAAAAGAGACUCACUUGGAAGCAAAAAGAAAGGAAAAAAAAGGCAAACUUUCUCGUACCGCAAAGGCAAACUUUCUCGAAGUGUUAUGCAUGCUUAUCCUUCUGGAGAUCACGAUUUCGAAUGCUGGACUCUAUCGGUCAUUACGAAGCAUAUUGACUUGUGUCUAGUCAUGCAGCUAUAUCAUCAUCCAUUCUCAAUGGACAGCCAGAAAGUGCGGCUAGUAUUGGAAGAGAAAGGGAUUGAUUAUACAUCAUACCAUGUUAAUCCUCUGACAGGAAAGAACAUGGAUGCCUCAUUCUUUCGCAUGAACCCAACCGCAAAACUUCCUGUCUUCCAAAAUGGUGCCCACAUCAUUUUUCGAGCCAUUGAUAUAAUUCAGUACAUCCACAGACUCACCGUCUCUCUAAAUGGAGAGGAUAAACCCAUCAGUAAUGAGGUUAUGGAAUGGAUGCAAAAGAUUGAAGGCUGGAGUUCCAAGAUUUUUACCCUCUCUCAUGUCCCAGACAAGUAUCGCCUAUUCGUUUCGAAAUUUAUUCGACGAGUAGCGAUUGCUCGGAUGGCCGAAGCUCCAGAUAUGGCCAGUGUGUAUCAUGGGAAGCUUCGAGAGGCCUACGAUACAGAGGACAAAUUGAAGGAUCCUGAUAUUGUGAAACAGAGCGAGGAAAAACUGGCUAGACUCCUUGAUGAUGCAGAAAUGCAGCUGAAUGAAACGAAAUAUCUUGCUGGUGAUGAGUUCACCAUAGCUGAUACAAUGUUUGUUCCAGUGCUGGCUCGUAUAACUCUUCUUGGUCUGGAAGAAGAGUUAAUCAAUUCCAGACCCAAGAUAGCAGAGUACUAUAACUUCAUUAAGCACAGACCCAGUUAUAAAGUAGUCAUUGGAAAGUAUUUCUCGGGAUGGAGGAGGCACCAAACAUUUCUGAAGACUAUGUUCUUUCUUGGCAUAAGAAGCUUGUUUAGAAGGUACUAGAGGUUCAUACUGCCAAUGGUGGUUUAAGGAUUUGAAGGGCUCAAUGUACUGUAGUGACUAAAUGCAGAAGGAAUGUAUGAUAGGAGCAACAGGUGGAAUAUCAGUGAGACUUGUUCCUUCAUUAUUUUUUAAGGGAGGAACCUUACAAAUAAUAAACCAAAAUUGUGCUUGAUGAGGUCAGAUCCAGUUGAUUAGAUUGAGUGGCUCUUUGGUGAUUGCAUGGUUUGGCGCUUCUCUCUUGAACCAUGCAUAUAUCUUCUAUGCGGUGGAUAAGAAAAGUCAUCCUUUUGUACAAUGGCAACUUCUCUUCUACUACAAGCUCUCUGUUACGAGCUAUGUAUAUGUUGCAAGGUGGAAACAAUGUUCCCAUCUAUUUCCUUGGACUCUGUUCUUUGAUUUACUGCUGAGAUGUACAGUGCUUCAUCUGUAAUGAGUAUUUAUUUAUUGUUAUACAGUGCUUCAUCUGUUCUUAGUCCAUGGUAUCUAUGGAUUGAGUUCUCUUUUCCAGA
This is a messenger RNA of Phoenix dactylifera (date palm), 1568 nucleotides long. RefSeq names its product Glutathione S-transferase family protein. Lineage: Eukaryota; Viridiplantae; Streptophyta; Magnoliopsida; Arecales; Arecaceae. The record is from RefSeq and is a predicted model, not a curated record. Gene Ontology annotation, molecular function: glutathione transferase activity.